ACUACUGUCACCCAAGUGGCACCACACUCACCAAACAAGAAAGAAACACUCGUGUUCCAGUCUCACCCUAUCCUCUACCCCAAAGAUGUGUGGUUGAGACUUGAGAGUUGGACCAACUCCCAUUGUUUUUACCCACAGACCAGAGGCACCAGCUUAAUCUAUACUUGACACCCUUUGGCACUGCAAUGGCAUUAUCAACUGUCUCCCCACUUUAUAUCUCAAAGUCUCCAAAUCAUCUACAAUCUCUGUCCAAACCCUUCACCGUCGUCUGCAGGAUUGAGCCCCAAAGGGAAAAUUAUUGUCGCGCCAAUGCAGAGUCGAAGAAGUGGCAAAGACUGGUUUCAACCGCAUUGGCUGCCGCGGUUGUUACCCUUAGCCCGGUGAUGCCUGCUGUCGCGGAUCUCAAUAAGUAUGAAGCCGAGACGAGGGGUGAAUUUGGGAUUGGAUCAGCAGCCCAAUUUGGUUCUGCAGAUCUCAGGAAAGCAGUUCAUGUGAAUGAAAAUUUCAGAAGAGCCAAUUUCACAUCUGCCGACAUGAGGGAGUCUGAUUUCAGUGGUUCAACAUUUAACGGCGCAUACCUUGAGAAAGCUGUUGCAUAUAAGGCGAAUUUUACAGGUGCGGAUUUAAGCGACACAUUGAUGGAUCGCAUGGUUCUGAAUGAAGCAAAUCUCACAAAUGCUGUGCUGGCUAGAACAGUGCUCACUCGCAGUGAUCUUGGGGGUGCUGUUAUUGAAGGUGCUGAUUUCAGUGAUGCUGUUAUAGAUCUUCCCCAGAAGCAGGCUCUCUGUAAGUAUGCAAGUGGCACAAAUCCUAUUACUGGCGUGAGCACCAGAGCAAGCUUGGGCUGUGGGAACAGCAGACGGAGCGCCUAUGGUUCACCAUCUUCCCCUUUGUUAAGUGCUCCACCACCAAAACUGCUUGAUCGGGAUGGAUUCUGUGAUGAAGGCACUGGGCUCUGUGAUGCAAAGUAAACUCAAGGCAUAAUGACAACCCAAUGGCAGUCUAUAUCUGCAUAUAUAGACGGAAGCAUGGGAAGUAAAAAAAAAGAGCACUAUCAAUGCACCAGUUUUCCCUUGGAAGCUAUUGAUAAUUUUACUUUUGAAAUACAUCGGGAACACUUACCAUAACUUGUUUGUACUGUAUUCCAAACAAGAUUCGAAAAUAAAUUUUGCAAAUCAUAUUACUUACCUGGUGUCAACGAUGUUUUGUUUUAUAGAACCUGUGAAGUCGUUAUGCAAUGUUGAUGUCUUGUUAUGACUCAUGUAUUUAGUUUGUCUUUAAACAUGCAGCUGACUUAUCUUCA
This is a messenger RNA of Vitis riparia (riverbank grape), 1303 nucleotides long. Its product is annotated as thylakoid lumenal protein TL20.3, chloroplastic. The record is from RefSeq and is a predicted model, not a curated record. The coding region runs from base 186 to 971 and encodes 261 amino acids. NCBI's taxonomy places the organism in Eukaryota, Viridiplantae, Streptophyta, Magnoliopsida, Vitales, Vitaceae. The transcript has 7 exons.